AUGGCUGAAAAUCUGGAAUAUGAAAAUGUUCAUGAAAAUGAAAAUGGUGGAAUUAAUGGAAAUGGAGAAGCAACGAGCAGUUUUAUGUUUGAGCAUUUAAAUUUAGGAGUUCAAAUGAUGUAAGUCAACAUUUCUUUAUUAAAACUGGUUUGUUCUGACACCCAAAUUCUACAUUUUUGAAAAAGUGUUCCUAUUGUCGGAAAAAAUGAUCUUAGGUUUCGUUUUGGCGGUUCCAACUUUUUUUCCGAAUAAUUGAUUUAUUUAUUUAUUUAUUUAUUUAUUUACAACAAAAAACUAUUAUCGAGUUAAAAGCGUAAAGUUUCAAUUUCUUUUUUUUUGUGCCUCAAAAAAUUGAAAAUUGAAUCAACUUUUAGUCAACGCUUCAACAAUUUUCCCCCCAAAAAGGGAAAAACUUUUUUGUGGUGAAAAAAGAGCAGAGAAAUUAUAAAUCCUCUCCAAAAUUCCCAGAUUUUUUUCUUUUUUUUUCUGGUUAGGUUUUCUUUUUUGUCUGCAAAAAUGUUUUGUGACAUGAAAUUAUGUACAAAACACAACAAUAUCAGAAAAACAUAUUCUUUUGCAUUUCAAAGUACUUGGAUUUUUCUAUUUAUCCGUGCUUUUCUGAUUUGUUGUUUGUUUGUUUGUUUUUGCAGUUUCAAAAAUCAUAUAUUUUUUCCCGCAAUUUCCAGAAUCUUUCCACAAAAAUAUAUAAUUUAACCAAUUUUCUUUUCGCUACAAAAUAAAAAGCGAUUCGAUUGUGUCUUAUUUUUUAAGGAAAAAAAAUCUUCUCACCAACUAUAAUUCUCAUUUUUGCAUUUAAUUUCUCUCGUGACUAAUCCACCCUUUUAUUUUUUCAGACAAAAGAUUAAGGUAUUUAUAUUUGCGAGUUAUUUUUUAAUGUCUCAGUUGAUAGAUUACUUUUUUCUAGAUCGAAGUUAUGUCAGAUGAUUUCUAUUACAUUUUAAAUACGUAGACUUUUGAUAAAAACAAUUAUUUUUAUAAUUUAAAUUGAGAAUCUCAUUAUUCCAAAAUUAGACCGUAACGUGUGGGUACUGUUGGCAUCUACCAGAAUAAACUUACACUAGGAACGUGAAAACCUUUUUGGAACGAUACUUUUCGACCUCAUUUAUUGCAAUCACUUCAAAUGUUAUGAAAAUAAACUACAGUAAGAAAUCACGUGGAAUAAAGUUGUAAAUAAUUUGCAAUUCAAUGAGAUGUAAAUAUUAAUUAGUACCUCUUUUUCCAAUUUUUCCAUCACUCUCCAAUAUUAAUUUUCUUCUAACUCUCGAAAACUAAUCAGCAAAUGAAUGUUGCUUCAUUGAAAAAGAAUGACUGAGAGAAAUUAGCCUAUUUUCCAAGUAAAAAAGAUGUGACAUGAAAGAAAGAAAGAAAGCAUCUGAAAGACGAAUCUUCCGUUUUUUCUCUCUCUCUCAUUUAUUCAACUAAGCCUAAGCCACAGAAAAGGUUAUUAUUUUUUAUUAUUUUAGCUUCCUAUUUUUUUCGCUACUGAAAGAAAAUUUGUGAGCAGAAAAAAUGAAUGACCCAUUCAGGUUUGUUUAGAAAAAAAUAAGUUCAAAAAUUUUAUAUAGAAAUUCUGCAAAAUGUUAGAGCAAGUUGGGCAAUUAUUUGUAUUAACACCAGAAGGCAAUAAUACAACAUUUUUAUUCAGCCAACAUUUCAACGAUUUUGUGUUUUUUAAAUAAUAGAAAAUGAGAAAACAUAGAAAGCAAGUUGAAUAUCAUAAAAAUCAAGGGAAAUCAAGCCGAAAAACCUAUAAUCAUAUUUUUCGGUGUUUGAGGAAAAGUUUUUGAAGUUUUUCUUUUUGCUAUUUCUAUUCCCGAGGAUUUCCUAUCUUUUGCAGCAAAGAUUUUUGAAUUUGGUUGAGUAUGAAGGAUUUUAGCAUUUUUUGUGAAAAAACGAAAAAUGUUUUUGGGUUGCACAAAAAUCACAAAAAUACGCGCGUCGUGUUGUCUGGCGCUCUCUCUUAUUUGUUCCUAUCUCUCAAUUUCUCUCCUUCUCUCUCCUCGUCUCUUCUACACACAACACUCUCUCGUUUACUUUUUCAAUUCGCUUUUUUUCGUGGAAUCAGAAGGUUUUUCGAAACGUUGGAGAUGAUAAUAUUUGAUAAAGCGGGGCCCAUUUUCCGUAUACUAUGUAUUUAUUUUCGAAAUAUUUAAAUCCUUUUUUAUUAGAUCAAAAUUAGGUGCAGUCUAUGUUUAUCUAGAAAGAUGCCUUCAGAUAUCACAUUGAUUUUCAAAUCGUACUAAAUUGUGCCAGCUUUGAAAUUUUCUUUUGAAAAAACCAAAAGUUUUUCGAUUGGUUUCAAAUUUCCAAUAAAGUCCAAAAGUUUAGAAAUAGCGUCAUCAUUCAUUCAGCUAUACAACAACUUCAUCCAAAAAGAAAUAUCUAACUAUUUUAAUUAUUCGAGCAUUGGAAAAUAAAAUAAUUACAACUUCUUUUUCAUUCAUUUUUUUUCAAUACUUUCAAGUUCUUUAGGGUACAAUAUUUUCUUUUUUUUUACAUAUAUGUAUAUAUUUUUUCUUUUUUCGCCGAAGAAAAAUUCAAUUUCAUACGCACAAAAAACGGGAAAAACGACAAAAUUUUGAGAAAAACGAAAAAGAAAAUAUCAGCUGAAUAAAUACAGCUGAAAUUUUCGUUUUUGUCUACACUUUUUUAUUCAGAAAAUUUUGAGUAAUACUUGUUGUCAUUUUUGAUGUUCGAAAUAAAAAUAAAUAAGAUAGAAAUGUUGUUUUUGAGUGUCUCAAAAAUGCAAAUUCAAAGUUUCCUUUUUUCUUCCCAAACUCAUAAAUAUUUCUCUCAUCUUUCAACUUUUCUUUCUUUUUUUGGUUGAAGCAACAAAAAAUAGAAGUAGAAAAAAAGAAGGGUGGAGUCAGACUUUUUUAUUAUAGUAUUGGGAAUCGUUGAUUACUUUUUGUACUUUUUUUCUGCAAAAUUUCGAAAUGUAAAGAAAGCUGUUUUCUGAUUUAUGAAAAAACGUUUUCCAAAUCUCAAAAUUCAAAUUGUGGCUUCAUUGAAAACGAAGAUAUAUUUUUCAAAUCAAAAUCCAUUAUUUCUUUUUCCAGGCGUUGCUCAAUGCCUUCGUUAUCCAAAAUGCCAUCAGCUGCGCGACAAUUUGUAUCAAAUGUAUUUUCAUUUUUAUCAUCGCCUUCACCUCAAACAAGGUAAGUUAGAAAGAAUUUUAGGAUUCUGAGACUUCAUAUACCAAAAGUUCUUCUAGAGCUACAAAUAGUUAGAAACCAAAAACAAUAGCUUGAAAGAAAUAUUUUAGAAAUUUAAGUUGAAUUAUUUUGAGGUUGGAUUGAUAAACCAAAAAUAAUCUGAAACGAAAAUUUGGUAGUCAAGUAAAAAAGGUAUCAGAAAUUAUGGAGCAUUUUUUGCUCGCCCAAAUUUAAUUUCUAUUUUUUAUUCAAUAAAUUCCAGGUACUGCCGAAGUUUUCUGAUCAACCUAGUUCUAAAAUAACAAUUUUUGGUGGGCUUAUGCGACCCCGGUUCCAGAUGUUUGAGAAAAGUUCUUGAAAAAUUUUUGACAUUUCCUUCGGUUCAGUUUCAUAUGAGAAAUGCCAUUAUAUUUUUUUUCUGAAAACCCAAACAAAAUGAAAAUCCCUUGAGAUUUUCAUUACAUAAAAAAACAAAAAAACAAAUUUUGCUCCCAUUUUUUCGAAGCAAAAUACUUGAACAGUUGAAGCGAGCGAUCCAUUAUUUUUUCUUUUCUUUUUAUCUACCUGAUAAUCGUGUCUAUUCUUUUUUUUUCGAUGAAUAUUCCCUUUGGGGAAUAAUACUACUAAAAAUCUUUCUCUCUUUUUUGUUCACAAAUGAACUAAAGAAAAAUUGGAGAUUUAUAUUAUAUUUACUCAAGAAUCCAAUUAUUUUAUGUAAAUUAUUUAUUGAGCCUAGUCUAGAAACAAUUUUUUUCAUUUGAAAUCUUUUCCGUGCACAUUUUCAUUUUUCUGUUGAAAAGGAAAAUUAUUGUUUGCAUCAUAAAAAACAUCAAUUAGGAAGUUCGCGAUAUCCGGAUUUUUAUGUCGAACAAAAAUUUUUACCCAGUUUUUCCUCAAAAAACCCCAUUUGAAACAAAAAAGUUAGAUUCAAACAUUCUAUUACAGAAAGGUCAAUUUUUUCAUUCUGAAUUUACAUUCAAUUGAAGGAAAAAAGUCGAUUUUGAAAAAAAGUGGGCGGAGUUUUAUCUUAAGAGCAUCUGAUUAGAAAAAACGAGCAAAUUAAUUUUUCUUGCGCCACAUUUUCCAAUCUUUUCAUUUCUUCCUAUUUGAAAAUGUUGAGAGCUCGUACUAAAACAAUAGUUCAUCAAAGAUCGCAUUCCACUGGAAGGUAAGAAUACUAUAAUUUUGUUUUUGGAAAAUUUAGUUAUUACUAUGGGAUUACUGUAACAUUGAUUUUCGAAUUUUGGAUUUGUUCAGAAAAAAAGAACUUUAAAGAAAAUGAAAUAUUUUUCAUGAAAAAAGAGAAAAUAAUUUUUUUUCUUAAAACCUCUCCAAUUUUUGAAAACCCUCCUGAAAGUUCUUGUUUUAUUUUUCAUCGAAUAGAAAUGUUAUUCGAAUAAAAUAUUCUAGACAUCCAAAAACAAAACAAUAUUUUUAUGGAUCAUUUUUACGAUUCUGAUUUUUGUUUCUUUUCUUUCUCUAUUUCCUGAAUUACCCUUUGUUAUUCAAUUCAAAUUUCAUUCAGCUUUUUUAGUUGAUUGGAAUUUUAUUUAAUUUCUGUCUAUAUUUCAAAAAGGCAGAUAUAAUUAUAACACUUGAAAACUCCGCCCUAAACUUUUUUUCAAAAAAGAAAAACCACUUCUAAACAUUAGUAAUUUUCUGAAACAAAAAUGGAGCUUCUUCUAGGAUGGUUAGUUUUUUAUUUUGAGAAGAAAAUCAAUUGAAACCAAUUAGUUUUCCGAUGAAAAAUUCUAAUUAUUUUUUUUUUCAUCCGGAGAUGAAGAAUUUGAGAAUGAAAAAUUAGUAUUUGAGAAUUCAUAAAUUUAUAUAUAUAUAUUCUUUUUUUUCAGUGUAUCGGAAAAAGGAGCAGCUUUCAGUACACCACAAGUUAAUCGGAAAAACAAGGUAAGUCAAUCAUUUUUUUCUUGUCAUUUUUGAGACUCAAACUAAUAAAUGUCAAAAACUUUAUUUUGUGUGAUUGGAAUAAUAUCGGGUUUCUAUGGUUUUAUUUCUCCGCUUUUUCUAUAUUUUUCAGCCAUAAAUUCAUAUUAAUCGAUGUUAUGUUAAACGUCGCAUGAAAAAUUCAAAUGUUUUCGGGUUCCUGAUCUUUGUCUUUGUUUUGAAUUUUGGAUUCAUGCAAUUUCUGGUCAAUUUUUAUCCGAAGCUUUUCUUCCGAAAAACCUUUCCAGUCAAAUAUUUAUCCUAUAUCCAUUUCUUAGAAUCAAACUAAAAUUUCAAAAUUUUACAAAAAAAGUUUCUGAACUUUGAACUCAUUCCACAAACUUUUUCUCUUCAGAAAAUUACUAACAAUUUAGUCUAACUAAAUAAUCCAUUAAUCCAACAAUUAAAUUAUCUAAACAACUCAAAAUGUUUUCUGAUUUUCUCCAUUUUUGCCACUUCCUUUUUUUUACGUCUCCUUCUUUUUUUUUCCUUCAGAAAAAUGUUUGUUCAACAUCUGUGCAAGUUGUUUGUCUCUCAUUUUUACACACUAUUUCAAUCUGAAAACGACAAAAAAGGGCCCCCAAAGGCAAUUUCUCUCCAUGAUUCUUCUUCUUCUUUUCACAAUAUUUCGCUAUCUAUUGCAUAGCUUUUUCUUGGCAGAGUUGCGAUUCUUAGAAAACACAUAAUAUUUUUGAAUUCGAGUUCCGACAAAAAAAUGAGAAAGUGACGAAAAAAACAUAUUUUUUGUUUGCAGGUUAAUGGAACAAGGAGAAUGAGUGAUUCAAACGAUAUUUCCUACAGUCAGAAUUCGAAGGUUUGUAUUCAUGUUACAUUGUUUUUAGUUUUUUUUUUUGAAAAAUCUUAGUUUCAAAAAAACAACUCACAGAAAAAAUUAAAAAUUCACAGACUUACGGUUGUCAAGUGUGAGAAUUUGCGUAGUUAAGAAGUUUUAAAAAUCAUUUUUUUUCCAGAAAUUAUUCACUGGGAAUAUCGAGAAAUGGGAGCCAAAUGUUUACGAAAAGGUUGGUUUUUUGGGAAUUUUUUGAACUUCAAAAAAAAAACAGUGCCGUUCUUUUUUUUGGAAUUUGAAAUUACAAUUUUUCAAAUGUUUUUCAAGAAUGUUUGAAAAUCUGUUUCAAAUAGAAUGAUCUCUCAAUCUUCUUCAAUUUUACAGGAAUUAAUUCGUCGUACUUGGUCGGAUGAAUUUGAUGCAUUAUAUGAAUUGGGUUCAGCCAUUUAUUGUUAUAUUUUCGAUCACAAUCCAAAAUGUAAACAAUUAUUCCCAUUUGUAUUGAAAUAUCAAAACGAGGAAUGGAAAGAAUCAAAAGAAUUCCGAUCACAAGCUUUGAAAUUUGUACAGGUAAAUCAUUUUUUUUACUAUGAAACCAAAUCUAGUUUCAAAACAAAAACCAAUUAAGUAUUUCCAGACUCUCGCUCAAGUUGUCAAAAACAUUUAUCAUAUGGAGCGAACUGAAUCAUUUUUAUAUCUUGUUGGUCAAAAACAUUGUAAAUUUGCGGAUCGAGGAUUCAAACAUGAAUAUUGGGAUAUCUUUCAAGUUUGUACUUUAAAAAAAACCUUGAAAGAAAGAACAAAACAAGUUUUAUUUCAGGAUGCGAUGGAAUUUGCACUUGAAAAUCGAAUGACAAAAAUGCCAGAUUUAGAUGAAGGACAGAAAAAAGAUGCGGUUUCGGUUAGCGUUUUUUUAAAUAAAAUAAAGUUUUUGGUUAAAAAUUUAAUUUUUUUAGGUAUGGCGAACUUUGGCAUUAUAUACAACAGUUCACAUGAGAAACGGGUUUGUCGACGGUUUGAAAGGAAUCAAUAAAUUUCCACCACUCGUUUGA
Caenorhabditis angaria is the source of this 6959-nucleotide messenger RNA. The record is from the annotation of a GenBank genome assembly. NCBI's taxonomy places the organism in Eukaryota, Metazoa, Nematoda, Chromadorea, Rhabditida, Rhabditidae.